CUAGGCCUUGGACAUCGAUCCUCUAGUGAGGGACAUCAUGAUGAAUCGAGCCUUUUCCAUCAUCAGCCUUCAUUUUGAAGGCUUCGAAACCUCCGACUGGGUUUCCUGGUUCACUGUGAAACUGACUCCUCUCUUGCCCAGCUUGACUGCACAGAUGCUACAGACAACAACAUCAUACGCAGAUUGCAACGCAUACCACGUCAUCGUUGGGGCUCUGAGCAGAAUCUUUGACAAGAUUGAUUCGCCGAGGCAACUCACCCCAGUCCUGGUUCAAUACCUGAAGCAAAGCCAGGCAAACGACUUGAGCUGUGGGUCCAACACCAGCAGCCUCAGCACUUGGCUCGAGCAAAGCUUUGGCAAGUUCUCCAUCUACGUGGAUUACGAAGACCUGCGCCUGCUCAACGAGGGCUUUGUCAGCUUUGAUGCGCUGGACAUUCUGAGCGCUUCUCAGGUGGCUCAACUGACACUGACAUCCGGUGCGCUGAACAACGUAGGCCUGAUCAGCUUGGUCCUUGACCGCCUGGACGGCGUCAACGCUUUCCAGGACAUUGACGGGUUCUUGACAGUUCUCAGCGUGACACCUCAGGCCUUGGACAUCGAUCCUCUAGUGAGGGACAUCAUGAUGAAUCGAGCCUUUUCCAUCAUCAGCCUUCAUUUUGAAGGCUUCGAAACCUCCGACUGGGUUUCCUGGUUCACUGUGAAACUGACUCCUCUCUUGCCCAGCUUGACUGCACAGAUGCUACAGACAACAACAUCAUACGCAGAUUGCAACGCAUACCACGUCAUCGUUGGGGCUCUGAGCAGAAUCUUUGACAAGAUUGAUUCGCCGAGGCAACUCACCCCAGUCCUGGUUCAAUACCUGAAGCAAAGCCAGGCAAACGACUUGAGCUGUGGGUCCAACACCAGCAGCCUCAGCACUUGGCUCGAGCAAAGCUUUGGCAAGUUCUCCAUCUACGUGGAUUACGAAGACCUGCGCCUGCUCAACGAGGGCUUUGUCAGCUUUGAUGCGCUGGACAUUCUGAGCGCUUCUCAGGUGGCUCAACUGACACUGACAUCCGGUGCGCUGAACAACGUAGGCCUGAUCAGCUUGGUCCUUGACCGCCUGGACGGCGUCAACGCUUUCCAGGACAUUGACGGGUUCUUGACAGUUCUCAGCGUGACACCUCAGGCCUUGGACAUCGAUCCUCUAGUGAGGGACAUCAUGAUGAAUCGAGCCUUUUCCAUCAUCAGCCUUCAUUUUGAAGGCUUCGAAACCUCCGACUGGGUUUCCUGGUUCACUGUGAAACUGACUCCUCUCUUGCCCAGCUUGACUGCACAGAUGCUACAGACAACAACAUCAUACGCAGAUUGCAACGCAUACCACGUCAUCGUUGGGGCUCUGAGCAGAAUCUUUGACAAGAUUGAUUCGCCGAGGCAACUCACCCCAGUCCUGGUUCAAUACCUGAAGCAAAGCCAGGCAAACGACUUGAGCUGUGGGUCCAACACCGGCAGCCUCAGCACUUGGCUCGAGCAAAGCUUUGGCAAGUUCUCCAUCUACGUGGAUUACGAAGACCUGCGCCUGCUCAACGAGGGCUUUGUCAGCUUUGAUGCGCUGGACAUUCUGAGCGCUUCUCAGGUGGCUCAACUGACACUGACAUCCGGUGCGCUGAACAACGUAGGCCUGAUCAGCUUGGUCCUUGACCGCCUGGACGGCGUCAACGCUUUCCAGGACAUUGACGGGUUCUUGACAGUUCUCAGCGUGACACCUCAGGCCUUGGACAUCGAUCCUCUAGUGAGGGACAUCAUGAUGAAUCGAGCCUUUUCCAUCAUCAGCCUUCAUUUUGAAGGCUUCGAAACCUCCGACUGGGUUUCCUGGUUCACUGUGAAACUGACUCCUCUCUUGCCCAGCUUGACUGCACAGAUGCUACAGACAACAACAUCAUACGCAGAUUGCAACGCAUACCACGUCAUCGUUGGGGCUCUGAGCAGAAUCUUUGACAAGAUUGAUUCGCCGAGGCAACUCACCCCAGUCCUGGUUCAAUACCUGAAGCAAAGCCAGGCAAACGACUUGAGCUGUGGGUCCAACACCGGCAGCCUCAGCACUUGGCUCGAGCAAAGCUUUGGCAAGUUCUCCAUCUACGUGGAUUACGAAGACCUGCGCCUGCUCAACGAGGGCUUUGUCAGCUUUGAUGCGCUGGACAUUCUGAGCGCUUCUCAGGUGGCUCAACUGACACUGACAUCCGGUGCGCUGAACAACGUAGGCCUGAUCAGCUUGGUCCUUGACCGCCUGGACGGCGUCAACGCUUUCCAGGACAUUGACGGGUUCUUGACAGUUCUCAGCGUGACACCUCAGGCCUUGGACAUCGAUCCUCUAGUGAGGGACAUCAUGAUGAAUCGAGCCUUUUCCAUCAUCAGCCUUCAUUUUGAAGGCUUCGAAACCUCCGACUGGGUUUCCUGGUUCACUGUGAAACUGACUCCUCUCUUGCCCAGCUUGACUGCACAGAUGCUACAGACAACAACAUCAUACGCAGAUUGCAACGCAUACCACGUCAUCGUUGGGGCUCUGAGCAGAAUCUUUGACAAGAUUGAUUCGCCGAGGCAACUCACCCCAGUCCUGGUUCAAUACCUGAAGCAAAGCCAGGCAAACGACUUGAGCUGUGGGUCCAACACCGGCAGCCUCAGCACUUGGCUCGAGCAAAGCUUUGGCAAGUUCUCCAUCUACGUGGAUUACGAAGACCUGCGCCUGCUCAACGAGGGCUUUGUCAGCUUUGAUGCGCUGGACAUUCUGAGCGCUUCUCAGGUGGCUCAACUGACACUGACAUCCGGUGCGCUGAACAACGUAGGCCUGAUCAGCUUGGUCCUUGACCGCCUGGACGGCGUCAACGCUUUCCAGGACAUUGACGGGUUCUUGACAGUUCUCAGCGUGACACCUCAGGCCUUGGACAUCGAUCCUCUAGUGAGGGACAUCAUGAUGAAUCGAGCCUUUUCCAUCAUCAGCCUUCAUUUUGAAGGCUUCGAAACCUCCGACUGGGUUUCCUGGUUCACUGUGAAACUGACUCCUCUCUUGCCCAGCUUGACUGCACAGAUGCUACAGACAACAACAUCAUACGCAGAUUGCAACGCAUACCACGUCAUCGUUGGGGCUCUGAGCAGAAUCUUUGACAAGAUUGAUUCGCCGAGGCAACUCACCCCAGUCCUGGUUCAAUACCUGAAGCAAAGCCAGGCAAACGACUUGAGCUGUGGGUCCAACACCGGCAGCCUCAGCACUUGGCUCGAGCAAAGCUUUGGCAAGUUCUCCAUCUACGUGGAUUACGAAGACCUGCGCCUGCUCAACGAGGGCUUUGUCAGCUUUGAUGCGCUGGACAUUCUGAGCGCUUCUCAGGUGGCUCAACUGACACUGACAUCCGGUGCGCUGAACAACGUAGGCCUGAUCAGCUUGGUCCUUGACCGCCUGGACGGCGUCAACGCUUUCCAGGACAUUGACGGGUUCUUGACAGUUCUCAGCGUGACACCUCAGGCCUUGGACAUCGAUCCUCUAGUGAGGGACAUCAUGAUGAAUCGAGCCUUUUCCAUCAUCAGCCUUCAUUUUGAAGGCUUCGAAACCUCCGACUGGGUUUCCUGGUUCACUGUGAAACUGACUCCUCUCUUGCCCAGCUUGACUGCACAGAUGCUACAGACAACAACAUCAUACGCAGAUUGCAACGCAUACCACGUCAUCGUUGGGGCUCUGAGCAGAAUCUUUGACAAGAUUGAUUCGCCGAGGCAACUCACCCCAGUCCUGGUUCAAUACCUGAAGCAAAGCCAGGCAAACGACUUGAGCUGUGGGUCCAACACCGGCAGCCUCAGCACUUGGCUCGAGCAAAGCUUUGGCAAGUUCUCCAUCUACGUGGAUUACGAAGACCUGCGCCUGCUCAACGAGGGCUUUGUCAGCUUUGAUGCGCUGGACAUUCUGAGCGCUUCUCAGGUGGCUCAACUGACACUGACAUCCGGUGCGCUGAACAACGUAGGCCUGAUCAGCUUGGUCCUUGACCGCCUGGACGGCGUCAACGCUUUCCAGGACAUUGACGGGUUCUUGACAGUUCUCAGCGUGACACCUCAGGCCUUGGACAUCGAUCCUCUAGUGAGGGACAUCAUGAUGAAUCGAGCCUUUUCCAUCAUCAGCCUUCAUUUUGAAGGCUUCGAAACCUCCGACUGGGUUUCCUGGUUCACUGUGAAACUGACUCCUCUCUUGCCCAGCUUGACUGCACAGAUGCUACAGACAACAACAUCAUACGCAGAUUGCAACGCAUACCACGUCAUCGUUGGGGCUCUGAGCAGAAUCUUUGACAAGAUUGAUUCGCCGAGGCAACUCACCCCAGUCCUGGUUCAAUACCUGAAGCAAAGCCAGGCAAACGACUUGAGCUGUGGGUCCAACACCGGCAGCCUCAGCACUUGGCUCGAGCAAAGCUUUGGCAAGUUCUCCAUCUACGUGGAUUACGAAGACCUGCGCCUGCUCAACGAGGGCUUUGUCAGCUUUGAUGCGCUGGACAUUCUGAGCGCUUCUCAGGUGGCUCAACUGACACUGACAUCCGGUGCGCUGAACAACGUAGGCCUGAUCAGCUUGGUCCUUGACCGCCUGGACGGCGUCAACGCUUUCCAGGACAUUGACGGGUUCUUGACAGUUCUCAGCGUGACACCUCAGGCCUUGGACAUCGAUCCUCUAGUGAGGGACAUCAUGAUGAAUCGAGCCUUUUCCAUCAUCAGCCUUCAUUUUGAAGGCUUCGAAACCUCCGACUGGGUUUCCUGGUUCACUGUGAAACUGACUCCUCUCUUGCCCAGCUUGACUGCACAGAUGCUACAGACAACAACAUCAUACGCAGAUUGCAACGCAUACCACGUCAUCGUUGGGGCUCUGAGCAGAAUCUUUGACAAGAUUGAUUCGCCGAGGCAACUCACCCCAGUCCUGGUUCAAUACCUGAAGCAAAGCCAGGCAAACGACUUGAGCUGUGGGUCCAACACCGGCAGCCUCAGCACUUGGCUCGAGCAAAGCUUUGGCAAGUUCUCCAUCUACGUGGAUUACGAAGACCUGCGCCUGCUCAACGAGGGCUUUGUCAGCUUUGAUGCGCUGGACAUUCUGAGCGCUUCUCAGGUGGCUCAACUGACACUGACAUCCGGUGCGCUGAACAACGUAGGCCUGAUCAGCUUGGUCCUUGACCGCCUGGACGGCGUCAACGCUUUCCAGGACAUUGACGGGUUCUUGACAGUUCUCAGCGUGACACCUCAGGCCUUGGACAUCGAUCCUCUAGUGAGGGACAUCAUGAUGAAUCGAGCCUUUUCCAUCAUCAGCCUUCAUUUUGAAGGCUUCGAAACCUCCGACUGGGUUUCCUGGUUCACUGUGAAACUGACUCCUCUCUUGCCCAGCUUGACUGCACAGAUGCUACAGACAACAACAUCAUACGCAGAUUGCAACGCAUACCACGUCAUCGUUGGGGCUCUGAGCAGAAUCUUUGACAAGAUUGAUUCGCCGAGGCAACUCACCCCAGUCCUGGUUCAAUACCUGAAGCAAAGCCAGGCAAACGACUUGAGCUGUGGGUCCAACACCGGCAGCCUCAGCACUUGGCUCGAGCAAAGCUUUGGCAAGUUCUCCAUCUACGUGGAUUACGAAGACCUGCGCCUGCUCAACGAGGGCUUUGUCAGCUUUGAUGCGCUGGACAUUCUGAGCGCUUCUCAGGUGGCUCAACUGACACUGACAUCCGGUGCGCUGAACAACGUAGGCCUGAUCAGCUUGGUCCUUGACCGCCUGGACGGCGUCAACGCUUUCCAGGACAUUGACGGGUUCUUGACAGUUCUCAGCGUGACACCUCAGGCCUUGGACAUCGAUCCUCUAGUGAGGGACAUCAUGAUGAAUCGAGCCUUUUCCAUCAUCAGCCUUCAUUUUGAAGGCUUCGAAACCUCCGACUGGGUUUCCUGGUUCACUGUGAAACUGACUCCUCUCUUGCCCAGCUUGACUGCACAGAUGCUACAGACAACAACAUCAUACGCAGAUUGCAACGCAUACCACGUCAUCGUUGGGGCUCUGAGCAGAAUCUUUGACAAGAUUGAUUCGCCGAGGCAACUCACCCCAGUCCUGGUUCAAUACCUGAAGCAAAGCCAGGCAAACGACUUGAGCUGUGGGUCCAACACCGGCAGCCUCAGCACUUGGCUCGAGCAAAGCUUUGGCAAGUUCUCCAUCUACGUGGAUUACGAAGACCUGCGCCUGCUCAACGAGGGCUUUGUCAGCUUUGAUGCGCUGGACAUUCUGAGCGCUUCUCAGGUGGCUCAACUGACACUGACAUCCGGUGCGCUGAACAACGUAGGCCUGAUCAGCUUGGUCCUUGACCGCCUGGACGGCGUCAACGCUUUCCAGGACAUUGACGGGUUCUUGACAGUUCUCAGCGUGACACCUCAGGCCUUGGACAUCGAUCCUCUAGUGAGGGACAUCAUGAUGAAUCGAGCCUUUUCCAUCAUCAGCCUUCAUUUUGAAGGCUUCGAAACCUCCGACUGGGUUUCCUGGUUCACUGUGAAACUGACUCCUCUCUUGCCCAGCUUGACUGCACAGAUGCUACAGACAACAACAUCAUACGCAGAUUGCAACGCAUACCACGUCAUCGUUGGGGCUCUGAGCAGAAUCUUUGACAAGAUUGAUUCGCCGAGGCAACUCACCCCAGUCCUGGUUCAAUACCUGAAGCAAAGCCAGGCAAACGACUUGAGCUGUGGGUCCAACACCGGCAGCCUCAGCACUUGGCUCGAGCAAAGCUUUGGCAAGUUCUCCAUCUACGUGGAUUACGAAGACCUGCGCCUGCUCAACGAGGGCUUUGUCAGCUUUGAUGCGCUGGACAUUCUGAGCGCUUCUCAGGUGGCUCAACUGACACUGACAUCCGGUGCGCUGAACAACGUAGGCCUGAUCAGCUUGGUCCUUGACCGCCUGGACGGCGUCAACGCUUUCCAGGACAUUGACGGGUUCUUGACAGUUCUCAGCGUGACACCUCAGGCCUUGGACAUCGAUCCUCUAGUGAGGGACAUCAUGAUGAAUCGAGCCUUUUCCAUCAUCAGCCUUCAUUUUGAAGGCUUCGAAACCUCCGACUGGGUUUCCUGGUUCACUGUGAAACUGACUCCUCUCUUGCCCAGCUUGACUGCACAGAUGCUACAGACAACAACAUCAUACGCAGAUUGCAACGCAUACCACGUCAUCGUUGGGGCUCUGAGCAGAAUCUUUGACAAGAUUGAUUCGCCGAGGCAACUCACCCCAGUCCUGGUUCAAUACCUGAAGCAAAGCCAGGCAAACGACUUGAGCUGUGGGUCCAACACCGGCAGCCUCAGCACUUGGCUCGAGCAAAGCUUUGGCAAGUUCUCCAUCUACGUGGAUUACGAAGACCUGCGCGUGCUCAACGAGGGCUUUGUCAGCUUUGAUGCGCUGGACAUUCUGAGCGCUUCUCAGGUGGCUCAACUGACACUGACAUCCGGUGCGCUGAACAACGUAGGCCUGAUCAGCUUGGUCCUUGACCGCCUGGACGGCGUCAACGCUUUCCAGGACAUUGGCGGGUUCUUGACAGUUCUCAGCGUGACACCUCAGGCCUUGGACAUCGAUCCUCUAGUGAGGGACAUCAUGAUGAAUCGAGCCUUUUCCAUCAUCAGCCUUCAUUUUGAAGGCUUCGAAACCUCCGACUGGGUUUCCUGGUUCACUGUGAAACUGACUCCUCUCUUGCCCAGCUUGACUGCACAGAUGCUACAGACAACAACAUCAUACGCAGAUUGCAACGCAUACCACGUCAUCGUUGGGGCUCUGAGCAGAAUCUUUGACAAGAUUGAUUCGCCGAGGCAACUCACCCCAGUCCUGGUUCAAUACCUGAAGCAAAGCCAGGCAAACGACUUGAGCUGUGGGUCCAACACCGGCAGCCUCAGCACUUGGCUCGAGCAAAGCUUUGGCAAGUUCUCCAUCUACGUGGAUUACGAAGACCUGCGCGUGCUCAACGAGGGCUUUGUCAGCUUUGAUGCGCUGGACAUUCUGAGCGCUUCUCAGGUGGCUCAACUGACACUGACAUCCGGUGCGCUGAACAACGUAGGCCUGAUCAGCUUGGUCCUUGACCGCCUGGACGGCGUCAACGCUUUCCAGGACAUUGGCGGGUUCUUGACAGUUCUCAGCGUGACACCUCAGGCCUUGGACAUCGAUCCUCUAGUGAGGGACAUCAUGAUGAAUCGAGCCUUUUCCAUCAUCAGUCUUCAUUUUGAAGGCUUCGAAACCUCCGACUGGGUUUCCUGGUUCACUGUGAAACUGACUCCUCUCUUGCCCAGCUUGACUGCACAGAUGCUACAGACAACAACAUCAUACGCAGAUUGCAACGCAUACCACGUCAUCGUUGGGGCUCUGAGCAGAAUCUUUGACAAGAUUGAUUCGCCGAGGCAACUCACCCCAGUCCUGGUUCAAUACCUGAAGCAAAGCCAGGCAAACGACUUGAGCUGUGGGUCCAACACCGGCAGCCUCAGCACUUGGCUCGAGCAAAGCUUUGGCAAGUUCUCCAUCUACGUGGAUUACGAAGACCUGCGCGUGCUCAACGAGGGCUUUGUCAGCUUUGAUGCGCUGGACAUUCUGAGCACUUCUCAGGUGGCUCAACUGACACUGACAUCCGGUGCGCUGAACAAUGUAGGCCUGAUCAGCUUGGUCCUUGACCGCCUGGACGGCGUCAACGCUUUCCAGGACAUUGACCUUUUCUUGACAGUUCUCAGCGUGACACCUCAGGCCUUGGACAUCGAUCCUCUAGUGAGGGACAUCAUGAUGAAUCGAGCCUUUUCCAUCAUCAGCCUUCAUUUUGAAGGCUUCGAAACCUCCGACUGGGUUUCCUGGUUCACUGUGAAACUGACUCCUCUCUUGCCCAGCUUGACUGCACAGAUGCUACAGACAACAACAUCAUACGCAGAUUGCAACGCAUACCACGUCAUCAUUGGGGCCCUGAGCAGCGUCUUUGACCAGAUGACCUCACUGAGACAGGAGGAGAUCAAAGCUGUUCUGGUGGACAACCUGAAACAGAAUAAUGUAUCGGGUUGUGCUGUUCCCAUACCAAUGAUGACCACAAAUUUCAUAACCUUGACUGUCCCUACUGAUUCCUCAACAACUACUUCAAGCACUACAGGCCAUGCUGAUCCAUCAAGCACAGAUGCCAAUAAUGGUCCUUCAAGCACUACAGGCCAUGCUGAUCCAUCAAGCACAUAUGCCAAUAAUGGUCCUUCAAGCACUACAGGCCAUGCUGAUCCAUCAAGCACAGAUGCCAAUAAUGGUCCUUCAAGCACUACAGGCCAUGCUGAUCCAUCAAACACAGAUGCCAAUAAUGGUCUUUCAAGCACUACAGGCCAUGCUGAUCCAUCAAACACAGAUGCCAAUAAUGGUCCUUCAAGCACUACAGGCCAUGCUGAUCCAUCAAACACAGAUGCCAAUAAUGGUCCUUCAAGCACUACAGGCCAUGUUGAUCCAUCAAGCACAGAUGCCAAUAAUGGUCCUUCAAGCACUACAGGCCAUGCUGAUCCAUCAAGCACAUAUGCCAAUAAUGGUCCUUCAAGCACUACAGGCCAUGCUGAUCCAUCAAACACAGAUGCCAAUAAUGGUCCUUCAAGCACUACAGGCCAUGUUGAUCCAUCAAGCACAGAUGCCAAUAAUGGUCCUUCAAGCACUACAGGCCAUGUUGAUCGAUCAAGCACAGAUGCCAAUAAUGGUCCUUCAAGCACUACAGGCCAUGCUGAUCCAUCAAGCACAUAUGCCAAUAAUGGUCCUUCAAGCACUACAGGCCAUGCUGAUCCAUCAAACACAGAUGCCAAUAAUGGUCCUUCAAGCACUACAGGCCAUGUUGAUCCAUCAAGCACAGAUGCCAAUAAUGGUCCUUCAAGCACUACAGGCCAUGCUGAUCCAUCAAACACAGAUGCCAAUAAUGGUCCUUCAAGCACUACAGGCCAUGUUGAUCGAUCAAGCACAGAUGCCAAUAAUGGUCCUUCAAGCACUACAGGCCAUGUUGAUCGAUCAAGCACAGAUGCCAAUAAUGGUCCUUCAAGCACUACAGGCCAUGCUGAUCCAUCAAGCACAUAUGCCAAUAAUGGUCCUUCAAGCACUACAGGCCAUGCUGAUCCAUCAAACACAGAUGCCAAUAAUGGUCCUUCAAGCACUACAGGCCAUGUUGAUCCAUCAAGCACAGAUGCCAAUAAUGGUCCUUCAAGCACUACAGGCCAUGCUGAUCCAUCAAGCACAUAUGCCAAUAAUGGUCUUUCAAGCACUACAGGCCAUGCUGAUCCAUCAAACACAAAUGCCAAUAAUGGUCUUUCAAGCACUACAGGCCAUGCUGAUCCAUCAAACACAAAUGCCAAUAAUGGUCUUUCAAGCACUACAGGCCAUGCUGAUCCAUCAAACACAAAUGCCAAUAAUGGUCUUUCAAGCACUACAGGCCAUGCUGAUCCAUCAAACACAGAUGCCAAUAAUGGUCCUUCAAGCACUACAGGCCAUGCUGAUCCAUCAAACACAGAUGCCAAUAAUGGUCCUUCAAGCACUACAGGCCAUGCUGAUCCAUCAAGCACAUAUGCCAAUAAUGGUCUUUCAAGCACUACAGGCCAUGCUGAUCCAUCAAACACAAAUGCCAAUAAUGGUCUUUCAAGCACUACAGGCCAUGCUGAUCCAUCAAACACAAAUGCCAAUAAUGGUCUUUCAAGCACUACAGGCCAUGCUGAUCCAUCAAGCACAGAUGCCAAUAAUGGUCCUUCAAGCACUACAGGCCAUGCUGAUCCAUCAAACACAGAUGCCAAUAAUGGUCUUUCAAGCACUACAGGCCAUGCUGAUCCAUCAAACACAGAUGCCGAUAAUGGUCCUUCAAGCACUACAGGCCAUGCUGAUCCAUCAAACACAUAUGCCAAUAAUGGUCUUUCAAGCACUACAGGCCAUGUUGAUCGAUCAAGCACAGAUGCCAAUAAUGGUCCUUCAAGCACUACAGGCCAUGCUGAUCGAUCAAGCACAGAUGCCAAUAAUGGUCCUUCAAACACUACAGGCCAUGCUGAUCCAUCAAACACAGAUGCCAAUAAUGGUCUUUCAAGCACUACAGGCCAUGCUGAUCCAUCAAACACAGAUGCCAAUAAUGGUCCUUCAAGCACUACAGGCCAUGCUGAUCCAUCAAACACAGAUGCCAAUAAUGGUCUUUCAAGCACUACAGGCCAUGCUGAUCCAUCAAACACAGAUGCCAAUAAUGGUCCUUCAAGCACUACAGGCCAUGCUGAUCCAUCAAACACAAAUACCAAUAAUGGUCUUUCAAGCACUACAGGCCAUGCUGAUCCAUCAAGCACAGAUGCCAAUAAUGGUCUUUUAAGCACUACAGGCCAUGCUGAUCCAUCAAGCACAGAUGCCAAUAAUGGUCCUUCAAGCACUACAGGCCAUGCUGAUCCAUCAAGCACAGAUGCCAAUAAUGGUCCUUCAAGCACUACAGGCCAUGUUGAUCGAUCAAGCACAGAUGCCAAUAAUGGUCUUUCAAGCACUACAGGCCAUGCUGAUCCAUCAAACACAGAUGCCAAUAAUGGUCCUUCAAGCACUACAGGCCAUGCUGAUCCAUCAAGCACAGAUGCCAAUAAUGGUCUUUCAAGCACUACAGGCCAUGCUGAUCCAUCAAGCACAGAUGCCAAUAAUGGUCCUUCAAGCACUACAGGCCAUGCUGAUCCAUCAAGCACAGAUGCCAAUAAUGGUCUUUCAAGCACUACAGGCCAUGCUGAUCCAUCAAACACAGAUGCCAAUAAUGGUCUUUCAAGCACUACAGGCCAUGCUGAUCCAUCAAACACAGAUGCCAAUAAUGGUCUUUCAAGCACUACAGGCCAUGUUGAUCGAUCAAGUACAGAUGCCAAUAAUGGUCCUUCAAGCACUACAGGCUAUGUUGAUCGAUCAAGUACAGAUGCCAAUAAUGGUCUUUCAAGCACUACAGGCCAUGCUGAUCCAUCAAGCACAUAUGCCAAUAAUGGUCCUUCAAGCACUACAGGCCAUGCUGAUCCAUCAAGCACAGAUGCCAAUAAUGGUCCUUCAAGCACUACGGGCCAUGCUGAUCCAUCAAACACAGAUGCCAAUAAUGGUCUUUCAAGCACUACAGGCCAUGCUGAUCCAUCAAGAACAGAUGCCAAUAAUGGUCUUUCAAGCACUACAGGCCAUGCUGAUCCAUCAAGCACAGAUGCCAAUAAUGGUCCUUCAAGCACUACAGGCCAUGUUGAUCCAUCAAACACAGAUGCCAAUAAUGGUCUUUCAAGCACUACAGGCCAUGCUGAUCCAUCAAACACAGAUGCCAAUAAUGGUCUUUCAAGCACUACAGGCCAUGCUGAUCCAUCAAACACAGAUGCCAAUAAUGGUCCUUCAAGCACUACAGGCCAUGUUGAUCCAUCAAACACAGAUGCCAAUAAUGGUCUUUCAAGCACUACAGGCCAUGCUGAUCCAUCAAACACAGAUGCCAAUAAUGGUCUUUCAAGCACUACAGGCCAUGCUGAUCCAUCAAACACAGAUGCCAAUAAUGGUCCUUCAAGCACUACAGGCCAUGCUGAUCCAUCAAGAACAGAUGCCAAUAAUGGUCUUUCAAGCACUACAGGCCAUGUUGAUCGAUCAAACACAGAUGCCAAUAAUGGUCCUUCAAGCACUACAGGCCAUGCUGAUCCAUCAAACACAGAUGCCAAUAAUGGUCUUUCAAGCACUACAGGCCAUGCUGAUCCAUCAAACACAGAUGCCAAUAAUGGUCCUUCAAGCACUACAGGCCAUGUUGAUCCAUCAAACACAGAUGCCAAUAAUGGUCUUUCAAGCACUACAGGCCAUGCUGAUCCAUCAAACACAGAUGCCAAUAAUGGUCUUUCAAGCACUACAGGCCAUGCUGAUCCAUCAAACACAGAUGCCAAUAAUGGUCCUUCAAGCACUACAGGCCAUGCUGAUCCAUCAAGAACAGAUGCCAAUAAUGGUCUUUCAAGCACUACAGGCCAUGUUGAUCGAUCAAACACAGAUGCCAAUAAUGGUCCUUCAAGCACUACAGGCCAUGCUGAUCCAUCAAACACAGAUGCCAAUAAUGGUCUUUCAAGCACUACAGGCCAUGCUGAUCCAUCAAACACAGAUGCCAAUAAUGGUCCUUCAAGCACUACAGGCCAUGCUGAUCCAUCAAACACAGAUGCCAAUAAUGGUCCUUCAAGCACUACAGGCCAUGCUGAUCCAUCAAGAACAGAUGCCGAUAAUGGUCCUUCAAGCACUACAGGCCAUGUUGAUCGAUCAAGUACAGAUGUCAAUAAUGGUCCUUCAAUUGCUGCAGUUCCAACAAGCCCAAUUGUUUAUUCAGGUCAUUCGGAUACUGCAAUAUUAACCAGUACAUCAAUCACAUCUCCUCCAGCUGACCAGUCAAGCAAUGCAGUUCAUACUGAUUUAUCAAAAACAACUAUCUCUGCUGGUGUUUCAAGCAAUUUACUUCAUACAGAUAUAUCAAUCACAACUGCUCCAAAUGGUCCUUCAAACACCAUAGGCCACAGUGAUCCAUCAAGCACAACUGCUGCUAAUGCUCCCGCCACCACUAAAGACCUUCAAGAUUCAUCAAAGACAUCUGUUCCUGUUGGUUCUUCAACAGCUGCUGCUCCUACAGAUCUUUCAAACACAACUGGUUAUACUGGAACCUUGACCACUGCAGCUCAUAUUGAUCUGUCAAGCACAACUGCUGCUAAUGCUCCUGCCACCACUAAAGAUCUUCAAGAUUCAUCAAAGACAUCUGUUCCUGUUGGUGCUUCAACUGCUGCUGCUCCUACAGAUCUUUCAAACACAACUGUUCAUACUGGAACCUUGACCACUGCUGCUCCUAUUGAUCUGUCAAGCACAACUGCUGCUAAUGCUCCUGCCACCACUAAAGAUCUUCAAGAUUCAUCAAAGACAUCUGUUCCUGUUGGUUCUUCAACUGCUGCUGCUCCUACAGAUCUUUCAAACACAACUGUUCAUACUGGAACCUUGACCACUGCUGCUCCUAUUGAUCUGUCAAGCACAACUGCUGCUAAUGCUCCUGCCACCACUAAAGAUCUUCAAGAUUCAUCAAAGACAUCUGUUCCUGUUGGUUCUUCAACAGCUGCUGCUCCUACAGAUCUUUCAAACACAACUGUUCAUACUGGAACCUUGACCACUGCUGCUCCUAUUGAUCUGUCAAGCACAACUGCUGCUAAUGCUCCUGCCACCACUAAAGAUCUUCAAGAUUCAUCAAAGACAUCUGUUCCUGUUGGUUCUUCAACUGCUGCUGCUCCUACAGAUCUUUCAAACACAACUGUUCAUACUGGAACCUUGACCACUGCAGCUCCUAUUGAUCCAUCAAGUACAACUGCUGCUAAUGCUCCCGCCACCACUAAAGAUCUUCAACAUUCAUCAAAGACAUCUGUUCCUGUUGGUUCUUCAACAGCUGCUGCUCCUACAGAUCUUUCAAACACAACUGGUUAUACUGGAACCUUGACCACUGCAGCUCAUAUUGAUCCGUCAAGCACAACUGCUGCUAAUGCUCCCGCCACCACUAAAGAUCUUCAACAUUCAUCAAAGACAUCUGUUCUUGUUGGUUCUUCAACUGCUGCUGCUCCUACAGAUCUUUCAAACACAACUGUUCAUACUGGAACCUUGACCACUGCUGCUCCUAUUGAUCUGUCAAGCACAACUGCUGCUAAUGCUCCUGCCACCACUAAAGAUCUUCAAGAUUCAUCAAAGACAUCUGUUCCUGUUGGUUCUUCAACUGCUGCUGCUCCUACAGAUCUUUCAAACACAACUGUUCAUACUGGAACCUUGACCACUGCAGCUCCUAUUGAUCCAUCAAGUACAACUGCUGCUAAUGCUCCCGCCACCACUAAAGAUCUUCAAGAUUCAUCAAAGACAUCUGUUCCUGUUGGUUCUUCAACAGCUGCUGCUCCUACAGAUCUUUCAAACACAACUGUUCAUACUGGAACCUUGACCACUGCUGCUCCUAUUGAUCUGUCAAGCACAACUGCUGCUAAUGCUCCUGCCACCACUAAAGAUCUUCAAGAUUCAUCAAAGACAUCUGUUCCUGUUGGUUCUUCAACUGCUGCUGCUCCUACAGAUCUUUCAAACACAACUGUUCAUACUGGAACCUUGACCACUGCAGCUCCUAUUGAUCCAUCAAGUACAACUGCUGUUAAUGCUCCCGCCACCACUAAAGAUCUUCAAGAUUCAUCAAAGACAUCUGUUCCUGUUGGUUCUUCAACAGCUGCUGCUCCUACAGAUCUUUCAAACACAACUGUUCAUACUGGAACCUUGACCACUGCAGCUCCUAUUGAUCCAUCAAGUACAACUGCUGCUAAUGCUCCCGCCACCACUAAAGAUCUUCAAGAUUCAUCUAAGACAUCUGUUCCUGUUGGUUCUUCAACAGCUGCUGCUCCUACAGAACUUUCAAACACAACUGUUUUGUCACACCCUACCACCUCAAUAAAGCCUACUUAUCAAUCAAGCACAAUCAUUCCUCCUGGUGCCAUAAACACCACUGCCACUACAGAUCACUCCAGCACAGCUGUACCAACUCAUCGUGUGGAUACUAUAAAUUCAACCAGUACAUCAAUCACAACUGCUAAUAAGAUUAGCACAUCCAUAUUAUUCGUGAACUCAACACACUCUAAAAGUGUCACCACCUCAACCACUUCCACUUCUCAACCACCAUCUUCACUGCCAACCAGUCGUCGUUCAACUACAGUUUACACAGGUUCAGCAGUGCCAGGCGAGGGAUUUGUUAUUCUGCAGAUCCGUUUAGAGAUAACAUAUAUUGAAGCUUUCAAUAAUCCUGCUUCAACAGAGUAUCAGACUCUGUCCUUAAACAUCACAAUUGAGCUGAAUCGAGUGUACCAGGAAAUUUUUGGGACCACAUUCCUCAGAUGCUACGUCAAAAGAUUCUGGCCUGGGUCAGUAGGUGUGGAUACAGAACUUAUUUUUAAAAACCAGACUGUGGUUCCAAAUGCAACAAAGAUUCAAGAGACUCUUAAAACAGCAAUUACUGAAUCAAAAGUGUUCAUUUUUUCUGUGAUUCCUUCGAGCAUCAGUGUUGUCGAACAGCAAGACUCAACUUUGACCACCAGACAAACACAGAGAACACAAACAACACAAACAUCCUCUGCUAUUGCGCCGGCUUUGUCUAGUAUGCUGUUCAUGCUUUUGCUUCUGCUUCUGCUAUGGAAUGAAACACUGUAACUGUCAAAUGCAAACCUACAAUUAAUAUUAUGAAAACUCUAUUAUCUGGUUUUGUGCUACAUUUCUAUUACUCUUGAUUUUAUCUUGUGGAAAAAUUGUGACAUGGAAUAAUUAAAAAAAAGUCCUUUCAUGCAUUUCUUGGGACAACUGGGGAAUUUCAGCGCUUCUUGUGAUUAAAAAUUUAAAAUAUCCAUAAUGUUUGAGUUGAUUAUUUAUUACUUUUUUGCAUGGAUGUUACAAUAAAUUGGAAAUAUGAAUCUGAA
Molecule: messenger RNA, 16446 nt
Organism: Pimephales promelas (fathead minnow)
Lineage: Eukaryota; Metazoa; Chordata; Actinopteri; Cypriniformes; Leuciscidae
Source: RefSeq, a predicted model, not a curated record